Molecule: messenger RNA, 1323 nt
Organism: Camelina sativa (false flax)
Lineage: Eukaryota; Viridiplantae; Streptophyta; Magnoliopsida; Brassicales; Brassicaceae
Source: RefSeq, a predicted model, not a curated record
AUGCGAGAGUAUGAGACCGAGUUCAACCGACUCAAGAGGUACGGUGGUAAUGAGAUGGUGGAUGAGCAAGUGCAGAUUCGUCGGUUCUUGCGAGGCAUGAGAGUGGAUGUCCGCAAUCGAUGCAUGAUUUGGAACUUCAGGAGUCUUGCCAAGCUGGUUGAAAAGGCGGCCAUGUUGGUGGACGGACUGGCCGAGGAAGCUCAGCAACCUUCCAGAGGAACUGCGGUGCAACAGGCGCCGAUGGUGAAAACCAAAUCGGGAACUGGGAAUAAGCAGACUGGGAGUUGGAAACCUACGGGUAAGGCUUCGGGCAGUGUGCGUGUGUGUCCGACGUGCCGCAAGAGGCAUUCGGGACAGUGCCAACGGUUACUCGGUACUUGUCUUGCUUGCAGUGGGAAGGACCACAUGGCCAGCAAUUGUCCGAACAAGGGAAGUGACACACGAGUGUGCUACCAAUGUGGGCAGGCGGGACACAUCCGGCCAAACUGUCCGCAGUUGGGAACGCAAGGGCAGAAACGGGCCAGCGAGGUGCUGCCAUUGCCACCACCGCCGAAACAGCCGGCGAUUAUGCCUAGGGUGUACUCGAUCGCGGACGGGCAUGUCAAAGCGAGCACUUCAUGGCAGAUCACUGGGACAUUACUUAUGGGCGGUGUGGAAACACAUGUGAUGUUUGACACUGGGGCUACGCAUUGUUUUGUGAGUCCAAAUAUGAUUGGGAAAGGCGGUUUCCGGAAGGAACCCGGAGAUCAUUUUGGUUUAGUACAAGCAGCAGGCGGCCAAGUGAUGAUGACAUACGGAGUAGUACAUAACAUCUCGGUCAUGGUGUGUGGUAUGGACAUGCCGGCAGACUUGGUCAUAUGUCGAGUGAAGGCACACGAUGUGAUAAUAGGCAUGGAUUGGCUAAGCAAACACAUGGCCCACUUGGACUGCUACCGCGGGCGAGUAGUGUUAGAGACUGCCAAGGGAAUGGUAGGAUAUCAGGGCAUCAGGCCAUUGUCGGGAUAUCUGUUAGUCUCGGCGGUGCAGGCUGAACAGUUGAUUAGUAAUGGAUGCGAUGAAUAUUUGGCUUUGAUCAUGAUAGAGGAAGUGGGUACGGGUACAGGACUGCAGGAGAUACCGGUGGUACGUGAAUAUGAGAGUGUGUUCGGACCCCUGUCCGGAUUACCACCAGCACGGUCAGACCCGUUCACUAUCAAACUGGAACCUGGUACGGCUCCGAUAUCAAGAGCUCCGUACCAAAUGGCACCGGCGGAGAUGGCCGAAUUAAAGAAACAGUUGGGAGACCGAGUAGCUCACCAUAGGACGCACCAGUGCUCUUUGUAA